AUGGAGGAGAGAGCUGCUCAGCGGGAACAGGAGAGACCCAGUGUUCGUCUGGAAAAGCUACAGCACUGGGCAAGGCACAGGCAGAGUGGGCACCUCUUGGUGCUGGCGGUGAGCCAGCUAUGGCUGGCUGUGGCUGUGAUGCCCUUUGCUGUCUCUGUUGCCUGCCUGAAUUCUGCUUGUCACAUGGCCACGGCGCUGCCACUUGUGCCUGGGGCUUUGGGUCUCCUCACUGGGAUGGUUACCCUUGAGCUGCGCAGAUCACCCCGCCUCUGGAAGGUGCAGGCCAUGAUGAUACUCAACAUCUUCAAUCUGAUCUUGGGCUUCAUCGUGGUGGUGGUCGAGGUGAUGAAGACAGCCUUGGGGCCAGCCCCAACUGCCCCCUCCCAGCUGGCUGGCUUGCUGGUGGUGGAGCUCAGUGCUGAGACCUUCACCUUAGGGGGAGUGCUCCUCUCAGCACACUCCCUAUUCCUGCUGAGCCAGAGGAAGCCAGGAUGCUGCCGGACCCAGAGUCUGCACUACCAGGAGUUGCAGGAGGGUCUCUCUGAGUUGGAGGAAGUUGCUGAUUUGGAGAAUGGCCCCACGGUGGCUAGCACAGCAAAUGGAACAAAUGACUUCGGGGACGAGCUGGGGCUGGGAGCUGGCCCUCGGCAAAGCUGCGUGCCCCAAAUGCUGGCGCCGCGCCCCCUCCCAUAG
Puma concolor (puma) is the source of this 693-nucleotide messenger RNA. Lineage: Eukaryota; Metazoa; Chordata; Mammalia; Carnivora; Felidae. The record is from RefSeq and is a predicted model, not a curated record.